Lactuca saligna is the source of this 1311-nucleotide messenger RNA. Lineage: Eukaryota; Viridiplantae; Streptophyta; Magnoliopsida; Asterales; Asteraceae. The record is from the annotation of a GenBank genome assembly.
AUGAGGAUAUCAGAAAAACUUCUCACCGCUGUUUUCCUCUACCUCUUCAUCUUCACAGCACCAUCCACAGCGCAUAUCGUAUCUCUGAAUCUCCAAUCCAAUAACCGACAAAUGAUCCCUUUAUCGGAUUUCGAAUUUACAAAUGCAGGUUAUGUUUCCUUCGUGUUCACCUCCAUCGCAGUCACCUCCACCUCAUCACCUACUAAUGCAUCACGUAUAGGUUUCUUCCUUCAAUCACAUGAUUAUGAUUUCUACCUCCAUUCGCUUGAAACAAGAAACCAAGACAUCUUCGAAUUCCAACAGAACGCUACUAUCUGUCCCUUGGAUUUCAAAUCAAACUCAUCAGUCCUCUUUACUUUCCAAAAUCUUUCUCAUGAUACUAAGCUUUCCUUCAACAAAUCGUUCCCUGUAACAUAUUCCGGUAUCAACUCACUCUUCUUCAUCAACUGCAACAACGAAUCCCUCGUGACAAUCGAGGGUCAUGCAGAGCUUUACAACAUCGAUGAUGGCAAUGGCAAUGGCACUACCAAAAACUUUUUAUCAGCCGGGCUAACACAACUCCCGUUUCUGUACAUCAUCUUCUCCUUCAUUUACUUAAGUUCUCUAGGGUUAUGGAUCUUAGUAUGCUUCAAGAACAGGAGAAUCUUUAACAGGACCCAUUUACUAAUGGGUGGGCUGCUUCUUGUGAAUUGUGUUCACUUUAUAUGUGUUGCUGCGGAUCUACAUCACGUGAAGAUUACAGGAACUGCUCAUGGAUUGGAUAUCGUGUUUUACGUAUUUCAGCUAACGAGGGCUGUUCUUUUGUCCACCGUGAUCGUGUUGAUUGGUGCAGGAUGGUUUUUCUGGAAGCCAUUUUUGAAACGAGAGGAAAAACUGGUUUUGAUGAUUGUGAUCGUGCUUGAGGUUUGGGGUAAUGUAGAUCCGAUAUUGCCAUGGGAAGCUGCUGUACCUUAUAAUAAAGAAAACGGGUCACUCGCAGAUGUCAUCUACUGCUUUGCUAUUUACUUCUCCAUAGCGUUGUCGAGUAUCUUGUUGGAUGAGAUUCGUGAGACUGAUUUGAAUGGUGAUCGGAAUAAGUUGUGGUUAUUUAUGAUGUUGACUAUUGUGUAUGUGCUCAGUACGAAGCUGUUUCUUCUUGCAUUGUCGACACGGUGGGAGGUUUAUGUGGUAAAGGAGACCACCAUUGUUGUGUUUUGUAUGUCGAUUCUUUACAUUUUCAGGCCAGUUGAUAGGGCGAGGAUCACAAAUGCUGUGGAGACUACUGGGCUUUCAACUUCCAACUCGAUUUCUUGUUUUUAUAGUCCUGUCUAG